Messenger RNA from Onychostoma macrolepis, 2718 nucleotides. RefSeq names its product extracellular calcium-sensing receptor-like. The transcript is spliced from 6 exons. Lineage: Eukaryota; Metazoa; Chordata; Actinopteri; Cypriniformes; Cyprinidae. Gene Ontology annotation, molecular function: G protein-coupled receptor activity. Gene Ontology annotation, biological process: G protein-coupled receptor signaling pathway. Gene Ontology annotation, cellular component: membrane. Bases 568 to 2586 code for a protein of 672 amino acids. The record is from RefSeq and is a predicted model, not a curated record.
ACCACAAAACCAGUCAUAAGGGUAAAUUUUUUGAAAUUGAGAUUUACAUAUAACCUGAAUAAGUAAGCUUUUCAUUGAUGUAUGGUUUGUUAAGAUAGGAUAUUAUUUGGCCAAGUUAAAACUAUUUGAAGAUCUGGAAUCUGAGGGUGCAAAAAAAAAAAAAAAAAAAUCUAAAUAUUGAGAAAAUCGCCUUUGAAGUUGUCCAAAUGAAGUCCUUAGCAAUGCAUAUUACUAGUCAAUUCAGUUUUUAUAUAUUUAUGGUAGGACAUUUACAAAAUAUCUUUAUGGAAUAUGAUCUUUACUUAACAUCCUAAUGAUUUUUGGAAUUAAAAAAAAAAAAUAGAUAAUUUUGACCCGUACAAUUUAUUGUUGGCUACUGCUACAAAUAUACCCCUGCUACUUAUGACUGGUUUUGUGGUCCAGGGUCACACACAUAUAAAAUAUAUACAUAAUGAUGUAUGGCAAUACAUCGUCUGUCAUGGGUGUAAAAAAAAAAGCUUUGGUCUAUAAAAAGAGUGUUUGAAGGGAUGUGUUGGCCACUGAGUGUUUGAAGGGAUCCAAUCCACAAUGCUGAUUCUGGAGCUACUACUGCUCUUAUCAGUGUUGAUCAAAGCAGAACAGCCAGACUGUAGGCGACAGGGCAAAGCACAUCUGCCUGAGUUCAUCAAAGAUGGAGCUCUAAAGAUCGGAGGCAUCUUCACAUUUUACACAGGCUAUACAGGGGUCAUUCCGCAGUUUACCCGAUUACCUCCACAACCAAAAUGCAAGGAUAUCAAUUAUAGGGAAUUUAAAUUUGCAUGCACUAUGAUCUUCGCAAUAGAGGAAAUAAAUAAAAACCCAAAUAUACUCCCAAACCACACACUGGGGUAUGAAAUCUUCAAUGCUUGUGGAUUCUCUAAUAUUCUUCAAUCUGCACUUUCACUGUCCAAUGGACAAGAUGCCGUCUUUGAUGAAUUAAACUGCACCAAGGCCAAUACUGUACAGGCUAUAAUAGGCCAUUCAGGAUCCACUCCAACCAUUGGGUUUGCUAGAAUAACUGGCCGAUUCCACAUACCAGUGAUCAGUCAUUUUGCUACCUGUGCUUGCCUAAGCAACAGAAAAGAGUUUCCUUCUUUCUUCAGAACUAUUCCAAGUGAUUACUACCAAAGCAGAGCACUGGCCCAGCUGGUGAAACAUUUUGGUUGGACAUGGGUGGGAACCUUAAGCAAUGACAAUGAUUAUGGUAAAAAUGGCAUUGCCACAUUCAUUAAGGCUGCACAUGAGGAGGGAGUCUGUAUUGAAUACUCAGAAGCUUUUGAAAGCACAGGAUCAAAAACGUCAUUAACAAAUAUCGUAGACACUAUCAGAACCUCCACAUCUAAGGUAAUAAUGGCUUUCAUGUCGCACAGAGAGAUUAAGAUACUGGUGGAUGAGCUAUACAGGCAAAAUAUUACAGGGCUGCAGUGGAUCGGAAGUGAUGCCUGGAUUACAGAUGGCUCUUUAGUAGAUAGCCAAGGCCACACUUUGCUAAUUGGAUCUAUAGGAUUCACUGUCCGCAAUUCUCAAAUACCUGGAUUAGGCCCUUUUCUACAAGAUGUUAACCCAUCUCAGUUUCCUAAAAGUAUGUUUCUCAAGGAAUUCUGGGAAAAUGUUUUUCAGUGCUCACUGAGCCCAAAUAUAACACAAAGGUCAUGCAAUGGCUCAGAGCACUUAAAAUAUGUCAAACAUCAUUUUACUGAUGUGUCUGAUCUGAGAUAUGCCAAUAAUGUCUACAAGGCUGUAUAUGCAAUUGCUCAUGCACUGGAUAAUCUAUUGUCAUGUAAGCAACAAAAAGGCCCAUUUGCUAAUGCCACCUGUGCCCAACCCACUACAGUACAACCCUGGCAGAUUUUACAUUAUCUGCAGACUGUGAAUUUCACCACGAAUGGGGGAGAAACACUGUUUUUCGAUAGCAAAGGUGACUCCCCCGCGAGAUAUGAACUAGUAAACUUACAAAAGGCCACAAAAGGCACGAUGGAAGUAGUCACAAUUGGCUACUAUGAUGCAACUCAGCCUCGUGGGCAACAGUUUACUAUGAACAAUGUCAACAUCAUCUGGGGAGGAGGCCUAAGGACUGUGCCUGUGUCUGUGUGCAGUGAGAGCUGUCCCCUAGGCACUAGGAAAGCGGUGCAGAAAGGAAGGCCCAUCUGCUGUUUUGACUGUAUCCCAUGCCCUCCAGGAGAGAUUAGUAACACAACAGAUUCAUCUGACUGUGUGAAGUGCCCUUUUGGAUACAGGUCCAAUAGCAGAGGUGAUGAGUGUAUCAAAAAGACAGUGGAAUUCCUGUCAUUCACCGAAAUCAUGGGUAUCGUUUUAAUGAUGUUUGGGUUACUUGGGGCAUUUUUAACUAUGUUCAUAUUUGUAGUAUUUUUUCACUACAAAGACACACCAAUAGUAAAAGCCAACAACUCAGAGCUGAGCUUCCUGCUGCUCUUCUCAUUGACUCUGUGUUUCCUCUGUUCACUUACUUUCAUUGGUCGGCCUACUGAGUGGUCCUGUAUGUUGCGUCACACAGCAUUUGGGAUCACUUUGUCCUCUGUAUCUCUUGUGUUUUGGGGAAAACAAUAGUGGUAUUAAUGGCUUUUAAAGCUACACUUCCAGGAAGAAAUGUCAUGAAAUGGUUUGGGCCUCUUCAACAGAGAAUCAGUGUUGUUGGCUUUACUCUUGUACAGGUCCUCAUCUGUUUCUUUUGGUUAACAA